UUGGGUGGAGUCACUGUCUAUCAUCACCAAACGAGGCGGGCUAGUUCGGCUAAACACGAAGCGGUCAAUGGGCUUCACUGUUAGGUUUGACAUGUUUCCUUGAGCAAUCAUGGGAUUAGCACAAACGAGUUAGUUGACAGAUCGGCAAAAAUAUCAAGUUCUCCACCGUUUGUGUAGUGUUAACUGAGGCAAAUGUAGCUAAAUGUAGAUAAAGAGGACUCGCUACCCGGUGUUUUUUCCCAGGAUCGUUUUAUUUUACACUUGGAUUGCCUAAAACACAACAUAGAGAUGGACAAUUUGUCCUUUGACGAUCCUUCGUUGGAUAAUCUGGAUCCGACGUUGUCGCUGAAUGACCCCAGUGAUAUUGACACGGCCCUCUUAAACGACAUUGAUGUUAUGCUUAAGCUCCUCCACCAGGAAGGGGAACUUGGAGGAAUUUUUGAUAACCCCCCAUACACAGGACCCUCCACCAAUGUGGAACUUUCUUGUCCGCCCCAGGCUGUCACAUCGUCCGCUUCCCUCUCCACCUCAACUUCACCUCCAUCCGUUUCUUCUUCUUCCUCCAUUCUAAGCAGCAGCCCCCACCUGGAUGCACUCCUGGGCCCUCCUAUCACCCGUAGUUCCUCCACCCCAGACAAGGCCUUCCAGCCAAGCACCUUUCAGCAGUCUCCCCUCGCCCAGGUGUCUGUCUCCCCUCCACGUCAGCAGCCAACCUCCCCACAGCAAACUCAAGACCAUAGACUGACCAAAGUAGAACUGUCCCAACCGGUUGCGGGCCAGUCUGCUUCCGCCCUAGGGGCUUCACCUCACGGCUCACCGCGCCCAAACCCCGGAAUUAGCACAUCCCCAAAACUAUUCUCCUCCCUGUCACCGCCCCAAACACCACCCCAAGCUCCCAACCAGCAGCAGACGCAACUUCAGAACCAGACUCUCAACAUAAGCCAGAACAGCUUCAUAGCCGGAAGCCCCAGCAGCGUGAGCCAACCGGUCGCCACCGUAUCCUCUUCGCCACCGAAGUUUCAACCAAUGGCCAUUCAGACCCCGCUCCAAGGGUUGACCACAACUUCUCCUCUGCUAACCGCUUCUGGAAGCCCACCUACUCAGACGCUCGCAUCUCACGUGCAGCAAGUGUUCCUGCAGCCCCAGUUUAUCAAAGCUGAGCCUUUGCUGUUGACUACUCUUAAAAAUGACCCCUGCAUAGUCACCACCGUGCCCCCAUCCACAUCCCUGGCUACUACCACGCCAGUUCAGAGCACUUCACUACAGGCUUUUGUAGGCGGUGGCACCUUCCUGGCGACGGUGCCUGUUGUGGUGGAUGCUGAGAAGCUGCCAAUCAACCGCAUCGUCAACAAUGGUAAAACAAGCGGCUUCCCGGCCAAAGGGGAGAAGCGUACGGCUCACAACGCCAUCGAGAAGCGCUACCGCUCAUCCAUCAACGACAAAAUCAUCGAGCUCAAAGACUUGGUGGCGGGUACCGAAGCUAAGCUCAAUAAAUCAGCCGUGUUGAGAAAAGCCAUCGACGUGAUCCGUUUCCUGCAGCAAUCCAAUCAGAAGCUCAAACAGGAGAACAUGGCGCUGAAAAUGGCAGCCCAGAAAAACAAAUCUCUCAAAGAUCUGGUUGCCAUGGAGGUGGACAGACCAGCUGACGUCAAGACAGAGCUGCCCACCCCGCCGGCGUCGGACGUGGGCUCACCCUCUUCUUACUCCCACUGCGGUAGCGACUCUGAACCUGACAGCCCGAUGGGAGAGGACACCAAGCCAAAUGUGGGCAUGUUGGACCCGUCAGCGACAGUCGGCGGUGGCAUGCUCGACCGCUCUCGCAUGGCGCUUUGUGCCUUCACCUUCCUCUUCUUGUCCCUCAACCCUUUGGCCAACCUGCUGUGCUCGUCCGGCGGCGGAACGGCUAGCGGCGUGUCUGGCGCAGCACAUCACGCGGGCAGCAGGAAUGUUCUGGGUUUGGACAUAGCAGCUGAUUCAUGGGGCUGGAUGGGCUGGAUGCUACCGACAAUCCUAGUGUGGCUUUUGAACGGCAUUUUGGUGUCUGGAGUUCUGAUCCGACUUCUGGUCUAUGGCGAGCCUGUAACCAGACCUCAUUCUGGAUCUUCCGUCUUAUUCUGGAGGCACCGCAAGCAGGCAGACUUGGAUCUGGCAAGAGGAGAUUUUGCCCAAGCCAGUCAGAACCUUUGGACUUGUCUGAAAGCUCUGGGGCGUCCCUUACCCACCUCCCAGCUUGACUUGGCUUGCGCCUCGCUUUGGUCGCUCCUCAGAUUCUGCCUUCAGCGACUUUGGGUGGGCCGCUGGCUGGCCGCCAGGGCAGGUGGCUUGCGAUCAGACCGCCCCUUGCAGGAGGACGCUUGCAAGAGCAGUCGAGAUGCUGCCCUGGUUUACCACCGCUUGCACCAAUUACACAUGACAGGCAAGUUGAACGGUAGCCACCUGUCAGCCGUGCACAUGGCUCUGAGUGCAGUCAACCUGGCAGAAUGCGCUGGCUCCUGUCUUCCUGUCGCUUCGCUGGCGGAGGUCUAUGUAUCUGCGGCGCUCCGAGUCAAAGCCAGCCUGCCAAGGAUCCUGCACUUCACCUCCCGGGUUUUCCUAAGCAGCGCACGUCAGGCGUGCCUGUCAUCCAGCGGCAGCGUUCCUCCAGCCAUGCAGUGGCUCUGCCACCCUCUGGGUCAUCGCUUCUUCGUGGAUGGAGACUGGGCCAUUCGUAGCAUCCCCAAAGAGAGCAUCUACAGCCAGGCUGGCAACACUGUGGACCCUUUGGCUCAAGUGACUCAAGCCUUCAGAGAACACCUGCUGGAAAAGGCUCUUUAUCGUGUGGCCCAGCCAAAAGGAGAGAAAACCCCCAGUCACAGCGAGGGGGAGUACGCGGACGCUCUGGAGUAUCUACAGUUACUUAUUAGCGCGUCUGAUGCAGCCGGCGCCACCUCCCAGUCCUUUGCUAUUGGCUCCAACAUGGCCACCGUGACAGGCUGCGACCCCCACUCCAAAUGGUGGUCCUCAGUUGCCGUGGUGAUCAUCAACUGGCUCCAAGGAGACGACACGGCCGCCGAGAGGCUGUAUCCGACCGUCGAGCACCUGCCACGCACUCUCCAGAACGUGGAGAGUCUCCUUCCCAAAGCCUGUCUUAACACCUUCCGUGCUGUCCGUGCUCUACUGUCCAAACCUGAAAACUGCCAGUUGAGUCUGAGCCACAGCGACAAGGCCAGCGCCCUGCUCCGAGACAGCCUCAACUUGGGCCCGCACUCCCACAGCUCUAGUUUAGACAAGGUUGUCCAGUUGCUGCUGUGUGACCUCCUACUAGUGAUGAGGACCAACGUGUGGCGUCUGCAGCAACAGGGCGCAGCCGUACAGGGUCCGGCGUGUCCGGGAACAGGCCCCGCGGGCAUCCACCAGGCCUCACCACCUGAGCUCCAAGGCUUUCAGCAAGACCUCAGCUCCUUACGCAAACUGGCACAGAGUUUCAGGCCGGCCAUGCGAAGGUUGUUCCUCCACGAAGCCACGGCGAGGCUAAUGGCGGGGGCUAGUCCCACUCGCACGCAUCAGCUUCUGGACCGCUCGCUGCGACGAAGAGCUACACCCGGAACAAAGACAGUGUCAUCACGCAAGGACAGCAUGGAGACGCAAUUUGCAUCAUUUCUGCAUUCUGUCAAACCCUGCCACAUCAUAACUUCGCCAUGUACAAGACAGUAGUGCUGCAAUGAUUAAUCGAUUAAGUUAUUCAAUUAGAAAAAAAUGCUUUGAACCCAAAUUUGUUGCUUUGAGGAUUCGUAUAGUUAGAGUGUCGUUUUAAUGGUUUGUUUUGAAAGUGUUAUCAUCUAGUUUAAUGGAUUUGGGUGGAUACACUGCCCUCUAGCGGCAACAGUUAAUAUGAGAUAACUCAUCUAACGGGUGGAUCCAGCUGCUCCCUGUUAAGAGCAACAUAAAGUGGUUCAGGUUUUUGUUUGAGCUAAUAUGCGCUUUGUCCUAAAACAAGUAGCGCCAGCCUGGAUAACAAAGUUGAUAGCAGGCGCUUGUGACGUCAAGACCAGCAUCGGUCGGUGUGGCAACCACAUCCCAUCCACGCACGAACCUAAACAGCCCGAAACCGGCCAGAGAGGGAUGAUCCCAAAGCAACGCCCGGACACACCUUCGGCCGGCCCACUACGCCACGGACUUAAAAAACACUGGACACUGAGAUAAGACAGAUUUGCUGCUCGGAAACAUUUUCUAUGUAGCCUUGCUUUGGAUCCAGAAAGGUCCCUCCGUCGUCUGUUUUUGCCUUGUUUUUGACCAUUGUCGACGAAUAAAUUGUCAACCUGUUUUCGGUGAGUCUUCUUUAAACUUUUGAAACAUGGAGUCAGUACAACGGGUUAAAAGAAGAAGAGAACGCGCUGAGUUUUGUUUCCUCCGUGUUUGGCUCGCGGGGGCGGUAAACAGCUGCACCAGUUCCGUUCGGCUGCCGCCGUUCCCGUGCAGCUUUGGCUGGGGGGACUAAAUUCCAACAUUAUGAAUUUGUAAUUUAGUUUAGAAACAUAG
This is a messenger RNA of Corythoichthys intestinalis (scribbled pipefish), 4518 nucleotides long. RefSeq names its product sterol regulatory element binding transcription factor 1 (gene srebf1). Gene Ontology annotation, cellular component: nucleus. Gene Ontology annotation, biological process: regulation of transcription by RNA polymerase II. The coding region runs from base 289 to 3693 and encodes 1134 amino acids. The transcript has 19 exons. Lineage: Eukaryota; Metazoa; Chordata; Actinopteri; Syngnathiformes; Syngnathidae. Gene Ontology annotation, molecular function: RNA polymerase II cis-regulatory region sequence-specific DNA binding; DNA-binding transcription factor activity, RNA polymerase II-specific; protein dimerization activity. The record is from RefSeq and is a predicted model, not a curated record.